Micropterus dolomieu (smallmouth bass) is the source of this 4552-nucleotide messenger RNA. It is a transcript of the gene rest, whose product is annotated as RE1-silencing transcription factor. Gene Ontology annotation, biological process: regulation of gene expression. The record is from RefSeq and is a predicted model, not a curated record. Gene Ontology annotation, cellular component: nucleus. The transcript is spliced from 6 exons. Lineage: Eukaryota; Metazoa; Chordata; Actinopteri; Centrarchiformes; Centrarchidae. Bases 174 to 2975 code for a protein of 933 amino acids.
GCGACGUCAUGACGUCACCCACCGUACGUAGCGCGCUGUGGAGGAAUGUGCGGAAACUUCUCCUCACUUUUCUUUCUGCGCUGUUCGUCGAAGAAACAGAUAACAAAGCUGGAAAAAGUGACGGAAAGUCGGGUAAAGUUUGGACCUGAAGCCGGUGCAGAGCUGAAGUCAACAUGGCCGCUCAGACGGUGUUCUCGGUGGAGAUGUGUCCUGUGAUGGAGGACGGUCAGAGCCUCAGCGACAUGCCCAGGAACACGCUGCCCGCCCCUCAGCUGGUGAUGCUGGCCAACGUGGCGGCGGCCGAGGGCGGCGGCGCCGGCAGCUGUGACGGCGGCGCGGCGGACGAGAAGGAGAUGAUGGAGCUGAAGACGGUGGGAAGCAGCUACUCUGACAGCGAGGACGAGAGCAUCAUCAGGUACAGCUACGACAACCAGAACCACAGAGAGGUCUGCAUCAUCGAGUACCCCGACCCCCUAGGCCCGGGCAUCCACGCCGUGAUCGUAGGAAACGAGUCGGAGGAGGACGAGGAGGACGGCGGGGACAAAGCUGAAGAUCUGUCCCGUCCCACUCGGGCCCGCCCCUCCGCCGCCACCAAAAUACCCGAGCAAGGCAUCAAACGCAAAGGUAGCCCCGCCGCAGCCGCCGCCACAACCGCCGCCGCCGGGACGGAGAGAUCCAAGAAGAAGAAGCCCUUCCACUGCAAGCCGUGUCACUUCCAGGCUCAGAACGAGCAGGAGUUCGUGGAACACCUCGGCACGCACGGCGUCAGCAAGAUGAUGGUGGUGAACCGGGUGGAGGGGAGGAGCAAGGCCAAGGCCAAGGCGGCGGAGACGUCAGAGUCCCAGGCGCAGUCAGGAGGGGAGGCGGAGAGCGGCGGGGAGGCGGGGGCCGCCGGCGACAUCAAAGGGCUGAUCAGAUGUGAGCGGUGCGGAUACAACACCAACAGAUACGACCACUACAUCGCCCACCUGAAGCACCACAGCAAGGAGGGCGAGGACCACAGGGUCUUUAAGUGCACUCUGUGUCCGUACACCACCGUCAGCCAGUACCACUGGAGGAAACACCUGAGGAACCACUUCCCCAGCAAACUGCACACCUGCAGCCAGUGCUCCUACUUCUCCGACCGCAAGAGCAACUACAUCCAGCACAUCAGGACGCACACAGGCGUGCGUCCUUUCCGGUGUCUCUACUGCGACUACUCCAGCUCACAGAAGACCCACCUGACCCGACACAUGAGGACUCACUCCGGCGAGCGUCCCUUCAAGUGCGAGAGCUGUAACUACCUGGCAGCCAACCAGCACGAGGUGACCCGCCACGCCCGGCAGGUCCACAACGGCCCCAAACCUCUAUCCUGCCCGUACUGCGAGUACAAGACCGCCGACCGCAGCAACUUCAAGAAGCACGUGGAGCUCCACCUGAACCCUCGCCAGUUCCUCUGCCCUCUCUGCAAGUACGCCGCCUCCAAGAAGUGCAACCUGCAGUACCACAUCAAGUCCAGGCACUCGGGAUGCAACGUCGCCGUGGACAUCUCCAAGGUCAAACUGCGCGUCAAGAAACCCGGUCCUGACGGGGCAGAGGAAGACUCCAGGGCGAGCAAGGUGGACAACUCAUCCAGCGUCGACGAGGACUUUGACAUGGACGAGGACGACGGGGACGAAGGCGCGGAUUCGAGCCCGAUCAACCUGUCGAUCAGAAAGAGCGGGCGGCCCAGCAACGGCCAACCGGCGGAGGGUGAAGCACCUGACAAGGCCCAGAGGAAAUCCAACGUCUCAUCUGAGAAAGAGAAACCGCCGAAGGUGAAGGACAAGGUGGAGCCAGAGAGGAAGGUCACGACACGGCAGAAGAAGACCGAGAAGGUGAUCGAGAAUCCUCCAGAGACCGCAUCCGUCAAAGAAACCCAGACGGAGACGGAACCAGCUGCUGUUAGUACAGAGGCCAAGAUGAAGAGACGAGGCAAGAAGCUGGCGGCGGAGAAAACAACCGACCAGGACCAGACGGAGCCAGAGAAACCUGCCCAGCAGAGACCGGAGGAGGAGGAGGGACCAGCGAGGCAGAGAGAGGAAGAAAAGCCAGAGAAAGAACACCAGAAGAAUGAGAGCAAAAGCCUCAACAAGCCGAGGAAAUCUGCUUCCAAAAAGUCAGAGAAAGGACCAGAACCUGAAGCUCAGCAGAAACCGGACAGUCCUGAGAAGGUCCAGAAGAAGGCUGUGAAGAGGAAAGAGGCCGAGGCUCUGGAUCUGUCCAGAAAGUCCUCGUCCGAGACUCCGUCUAAGGCCAGACGGCUGAAAGCUGCAGAGAAGCUGCAGAUGAAACCAGGAGACUCGAAGAAGGUGAACGACGCCGCUCCUGCAAAGUCCGACGGGACGACCCCCGUGAAGCAGAAGAAGACCAGGAACAAGAAGGCCCCAGGCCUCCAACCAGCUGUGGAUCCACCAGAAGACGAGACCACCUGUCCUGCCUCUGACGCUCCAGAAGGAUCCGCUCAGCCGGACAGCCCGACCCAAACCUGUGAGCCCCGCCCGACGCCAGACAGCCCGGCACAGAAGAAUGAAACCACUCCGAUCAAAGGUCCGGAGGAGGCGUCACCGUCCUGCAGCUCCACGGACGACCGCCCGGCGCCGGCCUUUGUUAAACCCACAUCACCGCCUUCUCUGGUGCUUCCAGGCCAGCGAGGCAAACCUGCCGAUCCCGAGGACGACGAGGGCAUCCACAGCAGCCACGAAGGAGGAAGCGACAUGAGCGACAGCGCUUCUGAGGGCAGCGACGACUCCGGCCUCAACGGCGCCGGGUCGGGCAAAAUGGCCAACGACCCCGAAACGCCCACCGACGAGAUCCCGACGCCGACUGAGCUCAAGAGUCACAUGUGCAUCUUCUGCGACCGUACGUUCCCUCUGGAGGUGGCGUACCGGCGCCACCUGAACCGCCACCUGGUCAACGUGUACUACAUGGACAGCACGGCCAAGGAGCAGAACUGAAGACCAGCAGGUUCUGCAGGGACCUCCUGAUCCCAGCCUCCUGCUCCAGAACCUUUCAGACUAAACUGUAGAAGACGGCACCAAACCUGCUUUUAUUAACUGAACACAGAAGAUCAAACAGGUUUUUAAGGUUCUGUUCGCAGCUUCGUGAGUUUUUGGAAGAACCAGCACGGCGCUCGAACGCCUCCUUCCUGUUUCUCACUGUCACGCUUGAAUGUUAAAUGACCCAAAAAUGUUCCAGAGUUUGGUGCAGAUGUGACACAGUUUUGGUUUGAGCUCGGGCUGCAACUAACGAUCAUUUUCACCAUCGAUUAUUCUGCCGCUCAUUUUCUACACUAAUCGAUUCGUUGGUGAAAAACGUGGAUCAGUGUUUCCCCAAAGCUCGAGGCGACGUCCUCAAAUGUUUUGUUUGGCCCACAAAGACCUUCAGUUUCCUCUUAGAGCAAAGAAACCAUGAAAUAUUCACAUUUGAGAAUCACAUUUUCUUUCUUUUUUUUUUUAGGAAAUUGACUCAAACGCUGAAUCGAUUGUCAGCAGCUGUAAUCGACGCAGCGCACUGAUAAAUUCUUAAAAGUAACCAGAUGAGGUGCACAGAACCAGAGCGUUCCCCAGAUCUGUCAGACUACGCAUCUGUAAAUCUGAUUCUGCUGCUCCGUGGCGUCCUACCAGAGCGCUGCUCUAACGUCUCAGAUUUAAUCACACUUUAACCUUUUCAUUCAAAUCAAUCCAACAUCCUGUUCCUCAUGUCCGCCUGCAGCAGCUUCAUUAGUUUUCCAUCGUUUCUCCUAAUUAAUUUUCGAGACAUUCGGCCGCAUCAGUGAUAUCAUGACCAUGAAAAGGUUCCCGUGCAGCUGACGCCGCCACCUGAAUCUUAUCAGAAACAUCUGGCUUGGGACUGUUGUAAUAUACUGUAUGUACACAAAUAUUCUUUUCUAUGAUUAAGUGCAUUUUUCCUUUUUAAAAAACAUUCAGUGCCUUCUGACAAUCAGUCCUGUGUUCAGACAUCGUUUCUGCAGCUUCGUCCAGAGAGACGCUCGCGUGUGAACAUUUAACUUUUUAUUUCUGAAAGCUGAAGCUCUCUCAGGUCAGCUUGUGUCCUUGUAAAUACUUCUGUGCAAUAUUCCCUGUAGUUGAGAAGCCAAAGUGAACCUUCACCUCUGACCUGCAGAGGACAGAACGUCACCUUCCUCCUGUCUGCGGUUGGAGCGCAGUGAAAUCGCACUGCAGCGACUUUAAAUGGGUUCGAGGAUGAAACUGAUGUUAUUUAGCUUUUUGUUUCUGUCACACGUGCCGAUUCAAACGUCCCAAAGAGCUGCAGUUCAGAGGAAAUAACACCGCCUUCAUCCUUUAAGGAGACAGAAGAAAACUCUCUUCCUUUAGCGGCUCGUUAGUCACUGAAGUCAGAGGAGGGCGGAGCUUCUGUUCUCAUAACGACAGAACACAUGAACUGAUCUCAUAUCAAUAAUCAAAAACUGUAAUUAGUCUGCAGGAAGUUCUUCACUCUUUAUUGUCUCAGCUAACAGAUUUCACUUCAUGUAUCAAUCUGCUUUUUUUAAAUAAACAUUUUCAUGAUCAAA